AUGGGGGCACCCUUCAGGCCGGCAGUUGACGUUGCUGGCAACAUCCACGACCGAGAUGGGAGAUUCCCAGCGAAACCAGUUUGGAACGGUCUCCGCAAGCUUGCGGUUGUAGCUAUUUGUAUUAUCAACCAAGUCUUGGCGGCCUUCAAGGAAGCUCCUAUGCAUCACGUUGCCCACCAGCACGUUGAUGUCCGCUUUGGCUUCACGGGCGCUCUGGACUAUGGCCCCCAUAUCUCCAAGCAGCCCUUCAGGUCCCUGAACACUCCAGCCGAGAUCGUUGAAACCCAAGAGCAGAAGUAG
Molecule: messenger RNA, 300 nt
Organism: Clonostachys byssicola
Lineage: Eukaryota; Fungi; Ascomycota; Sordariomycetes; Hypocreales; Bionectriaceae
Source: the annotation of a GenBank genome assembly